UUUGUUGUGGAUUGCGGUAAUAACCCAAAAGCAAGUGUAGAGCACUAUGCUCAAUCAUAUAUCGGAAGCAAGCACUAUGAAAAGUUUAAGUUUGAGAGGUACUAAAACAUACACCAAGCUACAACCGAACAGUUUGAGGUCUGAGAACUUGGAUUGGUCCAGUCCAGCAUCCAAGAAGGAUGAAGACCUUAGUGACUUGUUGUGGAAAAUCAAGUUGGCUUCCAUUCAUAAUGAAGAUUCGGAUGAACCUUUGGAAGAGGACUCACGAGUAGCAAGAACACAAAGUGUUUUCCCAUAUUUGUUAGAUUAUGAUAGUAGAAAUGGGUGCAUUUCUAGACCUACGAAACAACCCAUUUCACUAUUUGCUUUAGGUAAUACUUCAGACUCUAGUGUACAAUCCGAUUCCAGUAUCCAUUGGAUGGCUUCUUCUGACCCAGUCAAUGAAGAGGGCAUUGCAUUAUUUCCUGAUAGUUGUUCUUCACGUACCGUAUUUUCCAAUGUAUCACCCACUCGGAGAAUAUCUGAAAGUUUAUCACCCGUAUCUCCUACAGAGAAAUUUUCCAAGUCUUCUUCCAAAAAGACCAAUGUAGCCCCAAGACAAGAGACAAGUGAUGGUGGAAUAGGAAGAAUAAGGAAUGAUGUUGGUCCUAAAGUAGUGAUGUUGGUUCUUCUUGCACAUCUUGAACAUGUCUACAAGUAUGCAUGUUUGGUGCGAGAUUUACUCCAGCUCUAUUCCAUUGAUGUGAGUUGUAAGAUGGAAGAAGAAGAUGGCUCCAGCAUAUUACCUGAACAUGUGGCUCCUAUUGCGAGUAAAAUACCAGAAACAACUCGUAUUAUGUUGAUUGGUCCAAGACAUGUUUUAGAUGGCACUUGUCAUUUCCAAACUUGGAACGGUCGCUGUAUCGAAUCGACUCUAUUUGUAGCUAUUGAUCAUUUAUUGGAAGAGAAUCUUCGCUUGCAAUGCUACCCAAAGAUGAAUGUUGUAUCUACAGUUGGAGUAGUUUCUCCUUACUGUAGUUCUGUUAGUGUCUUUGUCAACAAGGUGACACAAAUAUUGAAUACCAGGCACUCUCUUCACUCUCAGUUAUUGAUGUCCAUCUCCGUUUGUGAGAAAUGUUCGCUUCUUUUCAAAAGCUUUCUGGAAAAACGACUUUAUUCAGUUGAUUCAUGUCCCAUGGAGACUUUAAUAUCUGCACUAGACUCCAUUCUUCCUCGUCGUCAACCAUGUUUUUAUAAUUGUCGCGCUGCUUAUCAUUCCAAUGCGAGCAGUGUUACUAGGAAAACUUUAUAUUUGUUUUCGAUCAUGAGACAUUGGGAGUUGUGUAUUCAUUCUGUUCGUGAACGCUGUGCACAACUAUAUCGCCAAUUGUCACAAAUGGCAACCUUUCAUAAUGACUUGGAGAGAGAAAUGAGAUUAUUUCUAUUGAAGCAAAUUGUAGACAAAUGGAAUGUAUUGGAUAAAUCAUAUCAAGAAAUGAAACAACUUUGGAAUGCUCUUGUAACAAAGUGGUUGUAAACGAGGAGGGUAAUAGUUUUAUGUUUUUUUUGGGUUCGAGAUGAGAUGAUAGUAACACACGUAGGUUGAUUAUGCUCACC
Galdieria sulphuraria is the source of this 1596-nucleotide messenger RNA. RefSeq lists its product as uncharacterized. The transcript is spliced from 2 exons. The coding region runs from base 47 to 1516 and encodes 489 amino acids. The record is from RefSeq and is a predicted model, not a curated record. NCBI's taxonomy places the organism in Eukaryota, Rhodophyta, Bangiophyceae, Galdieriales, Galdieriaceae.